This is a messenger RNA of Cuscuta epithymum, 1179 nucleotides long. The record is from the annotation of a GenBank genome assembly. NCBI's taxonomy places the organism in Eukaryota, Viridiplantae, Streptophyta, Magnoliopsida, Solanales, Convolvulaceae.
CUUAGCUUUGAAACAGAACGAAGUACGAACGAAGGGAACCCCAAGUCUGAAGCUUUGAACGAAGGAAUUACACAGGGUCCCCAAUUUCUCAGGACCGGCCCUGCCCUCAGUCUUCCUAUCGAAAACACUGCACGACGCUGUACUCUGUUUUCCAUAUAACUAAAGGUUUCCCGUUCAAUUUUGAUAAUCUUCAAUAAUGGCAUUUGCUCAAAUUGGUAGAAAUGUCAUCCGCCGCCAGCUGUCUGUUCCGGAUGGAGGGAUCCACCAUCCAUUGUUCUAUGCCGCUCAAGGUCUCCGCUACAGAAAAUUGGAAGUUAUUCUCACUAAUAGCAUUGAGAAGCUUGGGAAAGCAGGUGAUACGGUCAAAGUCGCACCUGGUUUUUUCCGGAACCAUCUGAUGCCAAAGUUGCUUGCUGUCCCUAACAUUGAUAAGUACAGGCAUCUCCUCAAAGAUCAGAGCAAGAUUUACCAACCCAAAGAAGAUGUAAAGGUUAAUGUCAUUCCACAAACCAACGAAGAUAAGAUGAAAGAAUACCAGGCAGCAGCCAACCGCCUUGAUAGAACUAUGGUGGUUCUGAGGAAAUUCAUCAAAGUUGACAAUGAGAUACGUGAACCCGUAACUAAAGAAGAAAUUGUAGCAGAGGUCGCAAGACAGCUUUCAGUUAGCAUAGAAGCUGAGAAUGUGCACUUGCCCUCUCCCUUGUCCUCUUUAGGCGAGUUUGAAGUGCCACUGCGCCUGCCUAGGUCCAUCCCUCUGCCUGAGGGGAAGCUUCAUUGGGCUCUCAAAGUUAAAAUCCGGAGAAAAUAAAUGUUGGGUGCCACCAACUGCCACACCUCAUCGAAUAUUGCUGCCUAUAACCAUUUUUUCUGUUGCCUUCACUGAGAAUGCUAAAAUAGAUGUCUGUAGAGGGCUAUAAGAGGCAGAUCAAUGAGUCUCGGGAAUCUUUAUGGCUUUCUCAUGAAUGAACUUGCUUGAUGGCAAUGUGAUACAUAACAGUGCAUGGUAUAGAACCGAAUAGUGAGUGCAUCUAUUUAAAUAGUUCUAGAGAUUUUUAUCCCGAACGAAAACCAUACCGUAUCGUUUGAAACGGGGACAAGACCAGUUUUAGAUUUCAAGAAACAAAAAAUACCGAACUAGCCCGUUCUAAAAUAAUACAUUUGAGAUUUUUCUAUAUUUUC